CAUACUGACAAGGGAUAAUAGAGUUAAAACAUCUUGAAUGACAUCUCCUCUUGACCCCAUUCAAAGACAGACGAUCCUUCUACAUAGGCCUUGGAUUCACUUGGUUUGUGAGCCAACUGCACAGGUGGACACUGAAGGGUGAGUCCAAAUGUAAAUGGUGUAAGAAUAGACGUAUUUUCUUCUGUGAUACCAGCUAUGCUUGCUAAAGCUACAAUGUCCCCCAUAAACCAAAAACAUUUCCAAGAAAGCUUUGAGGACAAACAUGAAAGGAGGUUGGAAUACCAUGAAGCCUUGCGAAGCCGUCAUAAUGCUACCUCAUGCCGCCAGAACAGUCCAGACUGGGGACGUGACCAAGAGAAGUUGCAAACAUCCCCACGUCAACAGGAAUUGUUCAGGAGGAGACAACUCUACGCUGAGAAUACUGGAGAUAAAUGUAUAAAGUCUCCUCCCAAAUACCACAAAUACAGUAAAUGCUCUCCUGUAAGACUAAGUGUAGAAAACCAGAUCAAAAAGGAAGAAGAAGUGUCACCAAACAAUAAGAUCUCCUGGCAUCAUAAUCACUCCAGUAGCUCCCCUAGAAACCCUGCAGGUUUUCGACCAGAUAUGAUGAAUUAUAGUUUUCAAUGGGAACCUUCAUCCAGAGGGAUAAACACACAGAAUGUAUCAACAAGAGAGAGAGGUGUUCAGACUGUACAGGACCCACCAACACUGUGUAUUAAGAGAGAGUCAAGUCAACAGACAGAUAGCUCAGUGACUGUUUUAAAUGGGGAGUUGCUGGAGCUUUCUGAAUACCUUGAGGAAGCUCUACAGAGAGAGCGGAAACUGAAAAAGAAACUGUGUAUCCUGCAAGAGCUUCUAAGUGUACUUGUUCAAGCAUCUGAUAAAUCUUGGAAGGUCCAAGUGAAUGAAGACAGGCUGAAGUGCAAAGUUUUAAACCUAGAAAAUCAACUGUUUCUUUAUUCUCAGAACAUUCCAAAAACAAGUGUGAAAAAAAUAUUAUUGGAGAUGGAGGAACAGAAAUACAGAUACGAGGAGAAAGCUAACGAAUCUCUUCAGAAAUUAACAGAAGACAAACUGACGACUGAAAGGCAGCUCCACAAAACUCAGAUGUCCCUUGCCGUAUCGGGGGAUGAGUGUGAAUUAUGGAAGGAAGAAUAUGAAAAACUGAAAAAAGAUUGGAGUGACAUCAUCAGUGAAAACUCAGAGCUGAGAAAUGAACUGAAUGUUGUUCAGAGCAAACUGCAGUGGGUAGAAACACAAGACACACAUCUUCAGCAACUUCACGAUCAUCUGCAAAGUCUGGAGAGAGAGAGAAUCGAGCUGAAGUCCCAGAAUGAGAUACUACAUGAGGACAAUGAUCUUCAAAAGCAACAACUUAACUCCAUGGAAGUCAGAUUGAGGAACGCAGAGGAAGAGAAAUUGGAAACUCAGCUAAAGAUACACAAUUUACAAAAUCAAAUGUUAUCCAUGAAUGAGAGAAACACCCACAGCCCUAUCCAAGACAUAAAAAAUGUACAUCGGAGCCACACAUCAAAUGAACAGCCACCAAGUGAACAAUUACUUCUCGUUACAGAAAAACUAACAGCCAAAGAGAAUGAGCUUGCGAAACUGAAAAUAGAGAUGGAGUCACUGGCUCUGGAGUACAAGUCAUGUAAAGACACGCUGCAGCUCUGCCGGGAGAAUCUAAAGGGAAUUCCCAAGCAGAAACCAAAGAGUGGUACGUCUUGCUGGGCCUCGGUUCUGGUACUUUUUGUGGCAGUCCUCACCAUGAUUAUUAUCUCUGCCAACAUGGAAUAUUUGAUAGACUAAGAUCUUGUUACUACCUCAAGAUUUCAUACUGACUGAAUCGGCUGUUUGAGUGUUUGUAGUUGUUUCUUUUAUAAUAUAUCUAAGUUUGAUACAAAAUAACAAAAACACAAAAAAUAUAUAUUUUAUG
Pelobates fuscus (common spadefoot toad) is the source of this 1936-nucleotide messenger RNA. RefSeq names its product TRAF3 interacting protein 3 (gene TRAF3IP3). The coding region runs from base 196 to 1809 and encodes 537 amino acids. The transcript is spliced from 15 exons. Lineage: Eukaryota; Metazoa; Chordata; Amphibia; Anura; Pelobatidae. The record is from RefSeq and is a predicted model, not a curated record.